This is a messenger RNA of Culex pipiens pallens (northern house mosquito), 1641 nucleotides long. RefSeq names its product histone-lysine N-methyltransferase MECOM-like. The record is from RefSeq and is a predicted model, not a curated record. Lineage: Eukaryota; Metazoa; Arthropoda; Insecta; Diptera; Culicidae. Gene Ontology annotation, cellular component: nucleus. The transcript is spliced from 3 exons. The coding region runs from base 116 to 1009 and encodes 297 amino acids. Gene Ontology annotation, molecular function: DNA-binding transcription factor activity; RNA polymerase II cis-regulatory region sequence-specific DNA binding; zinc ion binding. Gene Ontology annotation, biological process: regulation of transcription by RNA polymerase II.
ACUCGACUUACACUGUCAAAGUUCCGUUUGUUAUUGUUAUUGAGAAUGCCAAACAAAUUUUCUUAGCGCACCUUGACUUUCCGGCAGAAAAAUAACAGUCGCAUUUUGCAUUUCGAUGCCCAACCAGCCCGAAAUGACUUUGAGUUGCUGCCGGUUGUGUCUGCUCAACGGUUCCGAUCUCCUCCCGGUUCGGAAGCUUACAGUCAACCCAAAUGGAACCGACGCCCGCCGAAAUGCUGUAAUGCCGGCUCUGUCCCAACUCAUCAUUUCUUAUUUGGCGAUUGAGCCUGUAAUUGAUAGCACAAAAGUGACGAACAUCUGCUCCGACUGUCGGAACAUGAUCGCCAAGUGGCACUGGUUUCGGGAGUCCUGCCUCCAGAAUGAUGCUGUCUUCCGAAGAAUGGCCCAAGAUUCGGGAAAGGAUGACGCAGCGGGGCAUAUUGAUUUGUACUACGAAGUAGAGGUGAAACAGGAAGAGGAGCUCGAUAUUUGCGAGGAAGAUUUCGAAGAGAAUAUGUUGACGGGGCAGCUGGAUCCUUCCCCGGAAAGCGUCUCAUCAAAGGAAAAAGAAGGAGAGUCAACGGCUAAAAGAAAGGUUAGACGGCCUCGAAUGCCGAAGGGCAAAAGGAGGAUGCAACCGUGCCCACGAUGUGGUAAAGUAGUUAAGAACAUGGCCCGGCACUUGAGAAUGCACAACAUAGUUCGGCGAUGCUUCCAGUGUCCACAUUGUGCGAUUAGUUUCUACACUAAAGGAAAUUUGAAAAAACACAUAAACAUUCACACACUAGAAGUUAAACACACCUGCCAGGUUUGCGACAGAAUUUUCGCGCGAGAUGAUACCCUUAAACGCCACGUCAAGCUCAUGCACCUGGAAAAGCCACCCUUCAAGUGCCCGGACUGUGCUGAAGUGUUCCGUUACAGGGUCGGUUUAGCAAGACACCAAAAGUCCCACAAAAAGGCAUAUCGUGAGUCAAGUGUCAGUGAACGCGAGAAGAUUCUUGCCGAUUAAAGGGAUUUCUUUUAUAGUUCCUCGAAAUCACAAACGACCAAAGAAGUUCACAAUACUCAAGAGGUUAUCUUUGCGUGACGAACUUCAUGAAAUUCGACGGUUUGAAUUAUGUUCACAAAUAUAGAAUCUAUUAAGCAACGGUUUUUGUUUUUUUGGUUUCCACACAUAUAAAUCGAAAUAGAGCUCCCAGCAUUGCGUUUUCCGCUUCGUCAGUUCUAGAAUGGUUAACAUCAAGUUUUACACCGUGAUUAGGACAUUCAGCAACAUCAAUACUUUAUACACCGUUCGAAAUACUUUUCGCUUUUCGUUUCUUAUCUUUUAUUUCACGUUCUUUGUUAUAUUUGGAUUAUUCUAUCUAUUAAUGCUAGUCGCGCGCACACACACACACGCACGCCUGCCCGUUAUGCCAAUUCUUCAUCGUUAAGUGUUUGUUUUGUAGUUUUUGCUUUGUUAACUACUCGUAACAAAUAAAAUUGUUUGUGUGUGCGCACAACCCUUAAAUGCUAAAGACACGCGCGGUGCGCAAACGUUUGCCGUUAAAUCCAACCUAGCAAGACAUACUAAUAUCCAAGAUUUACGCGCGCGCUAAACGAAGAAAUCUGCACGAAUAAAAGUCGGUAAGAAAAAAAAAA